Messenger RNA from Chara braunii, 1062 nucleotides. Lineage: Eukaryota; Viridiplantae; Streptophyta; Charophyceae; Charales; Characeae. The record is from the annotation of a GenBank genome assembly.
UGCUUGGGAAUGCAGCCCCAAUUGGGUGGUAAGUCCCAUCCAAGGCUAAAUAUGUGCGAGGGACCGAUAGCGAAGAAGUACCGCGAGGGAAGGAUGAAAAGAACUUUGAAAAGAGAGUUAAAGAGUGCUUGAAAUUGCCGAGCGAGAAGCGGAUGGAGGGGAAGUCGUGCGCUCCCGUCUGGGCAGGGGUGGACGGGGACUGUGUUGUCGCCCCCCUUGUUGGACGUGGGGUGCCUGCCAGCAUGGGCUGYUGUGACCGGCAUUGCGGUGGGGAGCGAUUGAAACCCCCCACGGGUGGCCGCCACGGCAGUCGAGGACCUUGAGCACGCGCCUCUUUCGGCGGGCCCGUUCGGGUUUCUGCGUGUUGGGUAUGCUGGUGAAAUUCCUCUAUCCUGCCCGUCUUKAAACACGGACCGAGGAGUUCAACGUGCAUGCGAGCCGGUGGGUGAUUAGCCCACGUGGCAGAAAAAACCUGAGUGGCGGGAACCCUCUGCGGGUGCACCGUCCGCCAACCACGAUCUGCUGUGAGAGGUUUGAGUGUGAGCAUGCCCGUUGGGACCCGAAAGAUGGUGAACUAUGCCUGAGCAGGGCGAGGCCAGAGGAAACUCUGGUGGAGGCUCGCAGCGAUACUGACGUGCAAAUCGUUCGUCGGACUUGGGUAUAGGGGCGAAAGACUAAUCGAACCAUCUGGUAGCUGGUUCCCUCCGACGUUUCCCUCAGGAUAGCAAGAGCUGUGGAACAGUUUUAUCGGGUAAAGCGAAUGAUYAGAGGCCUCGGGGGUGAAACACCCUCGACCUAUUCUCAAACUUUAAAUAGGUAAGAUUUCGGGGUUGCUUAAGCGAACCCCGAGGAUCAAUAAAAGCUCCAAGUGGGCCAUUUUUGGUAAGCAGAACUGGCGAUGCGGGAUGAACCGAAAGUCGAGCAACGGUGCCAAACUGCGCGCUAACCCAGACACCACAAAGGGUGUUGAUUGAUACAGACAGCAGGGCGGUGGUCAUGGAAGUCGAAAUCCACUAAGGUGUGUGUAACAACUCACCUGCCGAAUCAAUCAGCCCCAAAAUG